Messenger RNA from Aspergillus ochraceoroseus IBT 24754, 543 nucleotides. RefSeq names its product putative extracellular thaumatin domain protein. The record is from RefSeq and is a predicted model, not a curated record. NCBI's taxonomy places the organism in Eukaryota, Fungi, Ascomycota, Eurotiomycetes, Eurotiales, Aspergillaceae. The coding region runs from base 1 to 543 and encodes 180 amino acids. The transcript has a single exon.
AUGAUGUUCUCCAAGGCUUUCGUUGCUGCUACCCUGGCUACUCUUGCCACCGCACUCCCCCAGCCUGCCUUCGUCCGCCGCGACAACAACACCAGCUCCGGCACCGGCAGUGUCACCAUCGUCAACAGCAUGGAUAUCCCCGUCUACGCGUGGUCUGUCACUGAUAGAGUCAGUGAAAUGCAGACCCUUUCUGCGGGCGGUGGAUCCUACACUGAGUCCUGGCAACACAACUCUAACGGCGGCGGCGUUUCCAUCAAGCUGUCCACCACCGAGGACCAGUCCGAUGUUCUCCAGUUCGAGUACACCGAGUCUGGUGAAACUAUCUACUGGGAUAUGUCCUGUAUCGAUAUGAACCGCGUUGACUCCACCUUCACCAAGUACGGAUUCAGCGUGGCUCCCUCCGCGACUGGCGCCAACUGCCCCUCUGUCUCUUGCGGUGCUGGAGACUCUGCCUGCGCUGAGGCCUACCUCCAGCCCAAGGAUGACCAUGCCACCCACGGCUGCCCUGUUGACACGACCUUCACUCUCAACCUGGGCGCCUAA